Molecule: messenger RNA, 315 nt
Organism: Cotesia congregata
Lineage: Eukaryota; Metazoa; Arthropoda; Insecta; Hymenoptera; Braconidae
Source: the annotation of a GenBank genome assembly
AUGCAGCAAGGAUCAACAUCUAAUGGCUCUUUAAAUGUUUCAAAAAUUCCUGAACAUAAAAUAAACUCGGAGCAUUAUGAAAACCGCACCUGUUUGCUUUUAUACUAUUUCGAUGAACUCGGAAGAAUUUUAGUGAUUAAAUCUCGUCUACAGCUCGAUAAAAAGUUAAAAAAUUCAUUGAGUUUUCUUGUUAAGAUUUUAAAGCCAAUCCAUACCAACGAGCAAAGCAAAGAUCCGAUUGAACUUGAUUUGAUUGCGGAACGUCACUUUUUUAUUGCGUUCAAGGACGAGGGAAAGUUUUGUUCAAAAACUUAA